AUAGCCCCGAACCCUACCCACCCCGAUGUCCGACGCCGGCGGCGAGCUCGGGGCCGGCGCCUCCGCGCCGGUGUGCAACUUCAUCCGGAAGCCACCGAGGAAUAUCCGGAAGCGUCCAGCGGCGUCCGCCGGCUCCGACGACGAAGACGGCGGCGGCGGCGACGACGAUUCCGGCGCCAUCGCGGCGGCGCGCUCGAAAAAGCCGCCCUCCACCACCAGCAAGCUCUUCUUCUCCUCCGCCGACAGCUCCUCCGAGCCGCGCCGGUUCCAGUUCGAGUCGUCCAGGACGAUCCAGUCCUCCACCGACAACCGCGCCACCGCCACGCUCGAGACGGAGACGGCCUACGACCGCGACGCGCGCGCCAUCCGCGAGCGCCAGCUCAAGCAGGCCGAGGAGUCCCUCAAGAAGAACCCCUCCGCCUCCGCCCCCUCCUCCUCCGGGGACCUCUACAAGGGGAUCAGCGGCUACACGGACCACAAGGCCGGGUUCCGGCGCGAGCACACCGUGUCCGGGGAGAAGGCCGGCGGCGCGCACGGCCCGCUGCGGGCGUCCGCGCACAUUCGCCUCUCCACGCGCUUCGACUACCAGCCCGACAUCUGCAAGGACUACAAGGAGACGGGCUACUGCGGCUACGGCGACUCCUGCAAGUUCAUGCACGACAGGGGCGACUACAAGUCCGGCUGGCAGCUCGAGAGGGAGUACGACGAGGCCGAGAAAGCCCGCAAGCGCCGCAUUGCCAUGCGCGAGAUGGGUGGGAGCGAUGGCGAGGCCGAGGAGGAUGACAGCGACGACGAGGAGGCACUGCCCUUUGCCUGCUUCAUAUGCAGGGAGCCGUUUGUUGAUCCCGUCGUCACAAAAUGCAAGCAUUAUUUCUGCGAGCACUGUGCAUUGAAGCAUCACUCGAAGAACAAGAAGUGCUUCGUCUGCAAUAAACCAACACUAGGCAUCUUUAACGCGGCGCAGGAGAUCCGCAAGAGGAUGGCCCAGGAGAAGAAGCAGCAGGACGUUUGAUGGCUGUUGUGAGGUGUAGCUUCUAUCAUGGAGUAUUUGCUUUUCUUCUGUUAUUAUUACUGUAUCAUCUGAAAAUGAGGGGGAAGAUAGCCAUGAACCAGUUUUGUUUUUGUAGCUCUGUUGUACUCUAGCUCCUAUACUAGUUAUCAGUAGCCACCAUGUCAGCUUCUUGUUGCAUUAAGGAAAUGUUCCUGAAUGGAUGAAAAGUGUCAUUCGACGUGUCA
Molecule: messenger RNA, 1236 nt
Organism: Lolium rigidum
Lineage: Eukaryota; Viridiplantae; Streptophyta; Magnoliopsida; Poales; Poaceae
Product: zinc finger CCCH domain-containing protein 15-like
Exons: 2
Coding region: 26-1012 (328 amino acids)
Biological process (GO): snoRNA splicing
Cellular component (GO): U2-type spliceosomal complex
Molecular function (GO): metal ion binding
Source: RefSeq, a predicted model, not a curated record